This is a messenger RNA of Rhagoletis pomonella (apple maggot), 578 nucleotides long. RefSeq lists its product as uncharacterized. The transcript is spliced from 5 exons. The coding region runs from base 150 to 578 and encodes 142 amino acids. The record is from RefSeq and is a predicted model, not a curated record. Lineage: Eukaryota; Metazoa; Arthropoda; Insecta; Diptera; Tephritidae.
UGAACAUUUUUUCAAGCCAAAUGGCAGUUGGCCAAUUGUUGGCCAAUUUAGUCUGCGUUUGAGCAGCACUGCGUACGGUACACAUUAUUUGAGCCGUGUUUAGGUUUCCAGUGAAUUGCUUAACAAGAAAUGAACAUCAAACUACAGACAUGAAAAAAGCCAGGCGAUGGCAGCUCAUAACGGCGUCUCUGUUUAUGCUGGUCACAAAUACAGUAGCAGUGGCGCCGUUCAAAAAAGUUUCAAUUGCCACAACAUCGUCGACAACAACAACUAACACAACAACGGAAGCGCCCAGCAGUGAGACAAAUUCGGAUAUCUCAUCGGGCACAACGAAAAAUCCCAAGUUGACUGGCAUCCCACAAAUCGACUACAUCUGGGAUCCAAACCUUCCACGCGAGCUGAGAGGUUAUAACCUUUCGAGCUACCCAUUUUUCUCAACUGUACCGCCUGAGGACGACAUUCACUUCAAAUGUGAUGGUCUGCAUGAUGGCUUCUAUGCUUCCAUUGAACAUAAAUGUCAGGUAAAUACGUUUCUCGCAACUUUAAGUGAACUUACAGUAUACAAUAUACUCGUAUGA